This is a messenger RNA of Colletotrichum truncatum, 903 nucleotides long. RefSeq lists its product as uncharacterized. Gene Ontology annotation, biological process: mycotoxin biosynthetic process. NCBI's taxonomy places the organism in Eukaryota, Fungi, Ascomycota, Sordariomycetes, Glomerellales, Glomerellaceae. The record is from RefSeq and is a predicted model, not a curated record.
AUGGGGAAGCGUGUGACUUUUGCUAAGGAUAUGGACAAAACAGUGAGGUACAACGCUCUCGAGGAAGCCGAUGCCGACGACGAUUUCGAAAAUUUCGACAAGGUCGAUAGCCAAGAUGACGAUGCAUGUUCGCCCUCUUUCCUGGACAAUUGGAACCAUGAAUGCAAGGUUUGGGAUCAAAACUUUCGACGUCUGCAAAAGAUAGCAUUAACUGAAGGCGUCAUAAUUGCAAUCCUGCUGGGCCUAGUUGUUUUUCUUGGAUUCCAGCUCUUCUGGCAUCGCCAUGAUGAAAUCCCGCUUGGCGUUGAUCCGAGUGGGUUUGUUCCUCCGGAAAUUGGGCAGCCACUUAAGUGGAUGAAAUAUGAUGAUGAAAGCGAUCCACACUUUUUUAAAGCCGAUGUGUUUGAGAGCCUCGAAAGCGUGCAAAGGGCAGCUAGAGAAUUCAAGAUGCUGCAUAAUGGUUUGCUAGCUUCCAACGUACGUAUAAACGGAAAGUACACAACUUAUAUGGAUUUCAAUGAUGAGAAGCAACCAUUACCCGCCUACAUUACGCGGAAAGGCUCAGAGCUGUAUAGCAUCAGAGCGUUCCACCAAAUGCACUGUGUGUCUAUAAUUUUCGAGGACAUUGGAUACAGAGUGCUCAACAAAACUCCAAAGUGGGAAACAGGGCAUGUUAUUCAUUGCCUUAACACUUUAAGAUCAGCUGUUACCUGUUUAGCUGACGCCACACCUAUAUCCUAUGUAAAUGGAAUGGGAGUUGGUCAUACUACGGAUGAUCAACAGUCACAUUGUCGGGAUUUCUUUGCCCUGAGAGAAUGGGCUCACGACCCCGUCCGAUCUGUGAAGUGGAUGAAUGUCGCACCAGAUGACAAGAAAGAUGUGUAUCAGGAGAUAUUGCCUUGA